CAUUUUCCAGCGCAUUCAGUACCCGGACGGGUCCAUGCGAAAGGAUCUUGCAAGACGCCUGGGUGUGACUGAAAACAGAGUGCAGGUUUGGUUUAAGAAUAGGAGAGCCAGAUGGAGAAGACACCAGAGGGCAUCAGUGUUCAGAAGUAUGCCCUACGUGGAUGUGGGCCACUCUUUCAUGAUGUCACCAAGUGUCCCGCCUCCUGUCAUGCUUACCCAUGAUCAUGAAGGGCGAUACCUUCUUCUGCAGCCAGCGCCAAUGCUGCCACCCAUCAUGCCCCCAGCAUAUCCUCCUCUGUUCAUGCCUCCUAUGCCCAUGCUGUCUCUGCCUUCUGUUAGCCCUCCACGAGACACUGUCUGGUUCUUUGUCAUCAGCAGUCCUUCGGUAGCCCCGUUUUUCUAAGAAAUAGCAUCUGCAACAGUUUUUCCUAAGUAAUUUUUGUGCCAGAUUAAAUUUUUUCAUACCACACCGUUAAGACCAGUUUACCAGUUACAUGCUUGUUAAAAGUUUUCAAUAAAUUUACAAUGUCAUUAAUGAUAUU
Messenger RNA from Otolemur garnettii (small-eared galago), 542 nucleotides. Its product is annotated as rhox homeobox family member 2-like. The transcript is spliced from 3 exons. Gene Ontology annotation, biological process: regulation of transcription by RNA polymerase II. The coding region runs from base 35 to 403 and encodes 122 amino acids. NCBI's taxonomy places the organism in Eukaryota, Metazoa, Chordata, Mammalia, Primates, Galagidae. The record is from RefSeq and is a predicted model, not a curated record. Gene Ontology annotation, molecular function: RNA polymerase II transcription regulatory region sequence-specific DNA binding; DNA-binding transcription factor activity, RNA polymerase II-specific.